ACACACACACACACACAUACACCCUUCUUUGACUUAUGAAGGAAAACCCGCUUCAUUCUUUGAGACUAGGUUGAUCUCCUGAUAAGUAUCUAUUAUCUUGCCUGCUUUCACUUAGAUAAUUUCUGUGUGGCUCAAAGAAAUGGGAGUUUGAAUUCAGGUAUUUUCCUAUAGUUUAGUUCAGGAAGAAUAUGCUAGUCUUGUAAAGUACAUCAAUAACUUGCUGUCUGGUUGUCAGGAGCAGAAAUCCUGGACUGAGGAUGAGCAGUCCAGGAAUGACCUCUCCACAGCUGGAGAAAGAAGAGUACAUGCAACGUGUUCCCUGCAGUCCACGAACCAGGGUAGCCCCGCUGGAGCUGUACAGAGCAGUGUGCUGUGGCAGCGUGGACAUUCUCAGGCUGACUCUCCAGGGUGAACUGACAGGAGAUGAACUUGAGCACAUAGCCCAGAAGGCGGGCAGGAAGACCUACGCCAUGGUGUCUGGCCGCUCAGCUGGUCAUUCUCUGGCUUCAGAACUGGUAGAGUCCCAUGAUGGACAUGAGGAGAUCAUUAAGGUGUACUUGAAGGGGAGGUCUGGGGACAAGAUGACCCACGAGAAGAAUAUUAACCAGCUGAAGAGUGAGGUCCAGUACAUCCAGGAGGCCAGGAACUGCCUGCAGAAGCUUCGGGAGGAUAUAAGUAGCAAGCUUGACAGGGACCUAGGAGAUUCUCUCCAUCGACAGGAGAUACAGGUGGUGCUAGAAAAGCCAAAUGGCUUUAGUCAGAGUCCCCCGGCCCUGUACAGCAGCUCACCUGAGGUGGACAUCUGUAUAAAUGAGGAUGUUGAGAGCUUGAGGAAGACUGUGAAGGACUUGCUGGCCAAGCUUCAGGAGGCCGAGCGGCAAUACCAGUCAGACCGUGUGGCUUUUGAGGUCACACUCAGCCAAUACCAGAGAGAAGCAGAACAGAGUAACGUGGCCCUUCAGAGAGAGGAGAACAGAGUGGAGCAGAAAGAGGCAGAAGUCGGAGAGCUGCAGAGGCGCGUGUUAGGGAUGGAGACGGAGCAUCAGGCCUUACUGGCGAAAGUCAGGGAAGGGGAGAUGGCCCUAGAGGAACUUCGGAGCAGCAAUGCUGACGGCCAAGCAGAACGAGAAAAGGCUGCUACCCUGGAAAAGGAAGUGGCCGGGUUGCGGGAGAAGAUCCACCACUUGGAUGACAUGCUCAAGAGCCAGCAGCGGAAAGUCCGGCAAAUGAUAGAGCAGCUCCAGAAUUCAAAAGCUGUGAUCCAGUCAAAGGACGCCACCAUCCAGGAGCUCAAAGAAAAAAUUGCUUAUCUGGAGGCAGAGAAUUUAGAGAUGCACGAACGGAUGGAACACCUGAUAGAAAAACAAAUCAGUCAUGGCAACUUCAGCACCCAGGCCCGGGCCAAGACAGAGAACUCGGGCAGCAUUAGGAUAUCCAAGCCCCCCAGCCCAAAGCCCAUGCCUCUCAUCCGAGUGGUGGAAACCUGAACUUCCUGCCUGGAGAUGGAUGCUGCCGUUGCUGCUGCCUCUGCCUCUGGAGAAGCCCACCGCCCCUGUUGGCUGUUAGCACUGACUUUGACUUCCUGUCUCCUGGCUGCACCCAGGACUUAGGGCUCCUUUGUCUCACCAUUCCCGAGCUCCUUGCCACCAUAUGCUGGGCAGAUGGAGCACGAGCACGUCUUCAAGGCACUGCAGCCCUUUGGAAGACAUUGUCCUGUGAGCAGGAGCCAGGGCACUGUCUGUAUUCCUAUAGUGACUAUUUUUCCUCUGUAGAGAGCCUCCCUUCUGUUGUAGACUGGACUCUGGCUGCCCCAGAAGCCAGGCCUUCAUCUGGUUGGGAAAGGUGACAAGAUUUGCCUCAGCCCUAAAAGCUGGAGACACAGAUGUCCAGAGUGAUUGGAGAAUGUCCUGGGGGAAUGAAGUUCCUUCCAGAAACACAGCUCAGUUCUUAGCAGCCUAUGCUGCCCUGGCCUCCUGCAGACAGAUAGUGGGGCUACCUGGUAAGGCCUGGACAGAGCCAGUGAACCUAAGCUUUGGGUGGCCUUGUGUUUCUGGGGAGUAGCUUUUUGCAGAAAGAUUCUCCAGGACUACAGACAGUUAUGUGCGACUUCUCUCUGCUGUGAAAACUCCCAGCGUCUCUUUAGGGAUGUUCCCUAAGGACCCACCACAAGGCACACCUUGGUCUUCUCGGCCCAGAGCCUAAAAAUUGUUUUCACUGGAUUCCACCAGUUCCAGCAAAACCAUCAUUGUAUGUAUUUUGCUAAGUUGUUGGUGGUUUUGCUUACAUCUCAUGACUGUUAUAAUACCAAAGUUCUGUAGCCUUCUCUUGCAGUGUUUGGAUUUGCUUGAAACCAGGAAAACUGUUCCCAUUAGGGUUGUUAAUGUCAGAGUGACACUAUUAUAAAUCUUCCUCUCCUUCCUCCACCUGUUUCUUCUCCCUUUCUCCUUCAAACUUGAUCUGCAGCUCAGGAAGGUAAGUAUACUUUCCCUGAGGCCUUGGGGUCAGAGUGUAUGUUGUUUGGAGAAGGAGACCCAUCAGGACUCUUGUGAGGCCCAGAUGAGUUCUUCACUAGCCCUUCUGAACCCCUUGCUCCAUAAUCGGUCUUUUAUCCUGGAUCUGAAUGACCCUACAGGUCAUCAUGUUUGUUUGUUUUUUCUUUUGAGACAGAGUCUGUCUCUGUCAUCCAGGCCGGAGUGCAGUGGUGCGAUCUCAGCUCACUGCAACCUCCGCCUCCCGGAUUCAGGCGAUUCUCCUGCCUCGGCCUCCUGAGUAGCUGGGAUUACAGGCGCAUGCCACCACACCCAGCUAAUUUUUGUAUUUUUAGUAGAGAUGGGGAUUUCACCAUGUUGGCCAGGCUGGUCUCGAACUCCUGACCUCAGGUGAUCUGCCCACCUUGGGCUUCCAAAGUGCUGGAAUUACAGGCUUGAGCCACUGCGCCUGGCCCAUCAUGUUUUUCUUUAGGGCUCUUCCUACAGCCUUGAGAAGUAGAUAAGCAUCAGAGUAUGGUAUUACAGGAAUCAGAAAAAUUCAAAACAAAUGUGGAUUAAGUGUUUAGGCUCUAUGUGGCUCACAACCGGAAGCCUUAAGUCUGUGUGUUUCUGUGGCUCAGGACUGGGCUCACAUUCUGGCUUUGUCCCUAACAAUGCUCUGGGACUUCAGGCGUUCCUCAUUUAUAAAAUGAGGGGUUCGGAGCAGGUGAUCUCCAUGUUUCUUCCCCUUUUGAUAUGUUUGCCUGUGGCAUAUUCUUGUAUGGUGAGUUUAAUAAAUUAUGUUAAUGUGUCUC
Molecule: messenger RNA, 3283 nt
Organism: Sapajus apella (tufted capuchin)
Lineage: Eukaryota; Metazoa; Chordata; Mammalia; Primates; Cebidae
Gene: TUFT1
Product: tuftelin 1
Exons: 13
Coding region: 258-1487 (409 amino acids)
Biological process (GO): intracellular signal transduction
Cellular component (GO): I band; intracellular anatomical structure
Source: RefSeq, a predicted model, not a curated record